AGUUACAGACACAGCCCCCGCUGGCGCAGCCUCUCUGAUUCUCUCUCUUCCUCUCCGCGUCCAGCGCUGGGCUUUUUCAGACAAGUGCAUCUGCUAACCAGGUCACAUUUCAGCCACGACCCACCCUCCGUCAGUCACUGGAGUCAGACAGCAGGAGGAGGGCUGAGGAGGACCGCAGCGCUUCGCCAGCGGCGCGGUGGAGGGAAGGACAUCAAAUCCUGCUGAAGUCCAGACGCCCCCAGGUCCAAGCCCAGACCACGAUGCGCGCUCCGGGCUCCGGGCCGCUGGCUCUGCCGCUGCUGCUCCUCGCCGCGGUCGCCUUGACUGAAGGCGACGCCAAGGGGCUCAAGGAGGGCGAGACCCCCGGCAAUUUCAUGGAGGACGAGCAAUGGCUGUCGUCCAUCUCGCAGUACAGCGGCAAGAUUAAGCACUGGAACCGCUUCCGAGACGAGGUAGAAGAUGAUUACAUCAAGAGCUGGGAAGACAACCAGCAAGGAGAUGAAGCUCUGGACACCACCAAGGACCCCUGCCAGAAGGUGAAGUGCAGUCGCCACAAGGUGUGUGUCGCUCAAGGCUACCAGCGUGCCAUGUGCAUCAGCCGCAAGAAGCUGGAGCACAGGAUCAAGCAGCCUUCUCUGAAAUUCCAUGGAGGCAAAGACUCCGUCUGCAAGCCCUGUCACAUGGCCCAGCUAGCUUCAGUCUGCGGCUCCGAUGGCCACACCUACAGUUCAGUGUGUAAGUUGGAACAGCAGGCAUGCCUGAGCAACAAGCAGCUGGCGGUGAGAUGUGAGGGCCCCUGUCCCUGUCCCACGGAGCAGUCUACCACGUCUACCGCUGACAGCAAGUCAGAGACCUGCACAGGACAGGACCUGGCCGACCUGGGGGAUAGGCUCCGUGACUGGUUCCAGCUCCUUCGUGAGAACUCCAAGCAAAACGGCUCAGCCAGCAGUGCAGCUAGCCCUGCAGGGUUGGACAAGAGCCUGGGGGCCAGUUGCAAGGACUCCAUCGGUUGGAUGUUCUCUAAGCUGGACACCAGUGGAGACCUCUUCCUGGACCAGACAGAACUGGCUGCCAUCAACCUGGACAAAUACGAGGUCUGCAUCCGCCCCUUCUUCAACUCCUGUGAUACCUACAAAGAUGGCCGCGUCUCUACUGCUGAGUGGUGCUUCUGUUUCUGGAGGGAGAAGCCCCCCUGUCUGGCAGAACUGGAGCGCACACAGAUCCAGGAGGCAGCCAAGAAGAAGCCAGGUGUCUUCAUCCCGAGCUGUGAUGAGGAUGGUUACUACCGGAAGAUGCAGUGUGACCAGAGCAGCGGUGACUGCUGGUGCGUGGACCAGCUGGGGCUGGAGCUGACCGGCACACGCAUGCGUGGGAACCCUGACUGUGAUGACAUCGUGGGUUUCUCCGGGGACUUUGGAAGCGGUGUCGGCUGGGAGGAUGAGGAGGAGAAGGAGACAGAAGAGGCCGGCGAGGAGGCUGAGGAGGAGGAGGGUGAGGCGGGUGAGGCAGAUGACGGCGGCUACAUCUGGUAGAUGGCCCUUGACGGCCUCGGCAGGCCAGGGUGCCGACGGCCAGAAAGACGGGCCAGAAGAGACCUGGACAACAGCAGGCAACUUAGCAAAUGGAUCCGGAAGUCAGUGCGAAGGACCCUGGCUCCAGUGGGGAGGACUGGAGAGCGUGGCUUGCUUGCGUGACUGGGGUGCUCGUGCGUGUGCGUGUGCGUGUGCGAGCGUGUGUGCAUGUGUGUGUCAUGCGAGUCACCCAAAGGUUAUUGAUUUUCAAAUGCACACUUUCACACACAUAGACGCACUAAGAGACCAAAAUCAAUGAGACGAGAUGCCCCUCAUCCUGUCCCUCACCCAAUACCUGCAAUUCCUUCCCUGCCCAAUCAACCCAACCCCCUCCUGCCUUUCUUCCUUCCUCUUCUGAGGCCAGAGAGAGGAAGGGCAGGAAGCUGAAAGCUGAGCAUCGUCCUCAGAUCGGGCUGAUCUGAUAUGAAAGCCCCACCAUGGUCUUGUGCUGAUGAAGGCAGGACUGGACACACAACAAGGCUUACCCUUCUGCUGACAUCCCAAGGCACACACAACAAGGCUUACCCUUCUGCUGACAUCCCAAGGCCCAGUCGCAAGUGUGUCCCACUGUGGCCCUGGGCUGCUUCGUUAAGGAUAGCUGUCUAUGUGGCCCAACACAAAACAGUGAACUUAUUUGAAACAUAGGAGGUUUUUUUUGUUACUGUUUUUUGUUCUUUUGAUAACUGGAUUGAAGAGUUCUUGAGUGUGGACGUUGUAGAUGACAAUGCUCUGUUACAAUGUCAAAAGAUGGGACACACCUGAUAGAUUAUCUCCAGAGAGAGCCCAGCAGAACAGGCAGAGACCGUGAGGCAGAGGAGGAUAGGUCCUUUGAUACCAGAUCUCAGAUUGACCCAGUCAGCACCUGUUGCCUCAUGGGGCUCUAGGCUGCUUUCUUGGCAAAUGGGUACUGUCAUCAUCCAUCUGAGCUUUGGUGCAGCCUGCUAUGAGGGCUUGCAGCUGCGACCUCUGUUCCCUGGUGAGGGCCUCCCUUGUCCUGAGGAGCAGAGGACCAGAAAGCAGUACAUGUCUACCCACCGCCUCCUUGACCCUCUAGGAAAUGGUCCCCUUUUGACUAGACCAGUAGAAAGCCAUGUCCCUGAGAUCCUUGUGAGGAAGCAUGGGAAGCUGUGACUUCCUGUGCCCAGAGAUUGUCCUGGAGGAGAGGCCCCAAACCUUAGUCCUCAUAACCAUGGCUUUCCUCUGUCUAAAGGGUCCCCAAGAUGGCCCCAGCAGAACUGUGCCCCAGACUUAAUUUAAAACCCUACAGCAUAUCUGAAUAGAGAACAAUGUAUCAGAGGGGACCACACUGGGCAGCUAGGCCCUGAGGCCAUGCCCUGGUAUCCAAGCCCAGUGGGAGGGGCUUUUACCCAGAUGCCCUAUGGGAUUUUGUGUGUUUAUUGCUCCCCACUUCCCCCUCUCAAAGGAAAUUCCUUAAUAUAUUUGAUGAAGAAUUUCUUACCUGAUAUCCUUUGGUGCGUGUGUGCAUGCAUGUGUGCAUGCAUGCUUACCUCUGUGUGUGUAUGUGUGUAUGUGUGUGUGUAUGUGUGUGUGUGUGUGUGUGAGAGAGAGAGAGAGAGAGAGAGAGAGAGAGAGAGAGAGAGAGAGGGGACACUUGAGGGCCACCCUGAUGGCUAGGGAGAGUGAGAGCAGCCCCCUGUGUGGUGUAAGGCUGGGCAGCUACUGGGGUCCUUGUGCUGAGGCUUGCAGGACAAAGCCCCAGUCUGGCUUUCCCCCAGCCUCUUGGGCACUGGCUGGUUACAUCCACUGAGUAUCGGUUGGACUUUAGGGAAGAGCCUCCUCCUUCCCAUUCCUUCUGCCACCCUGGAAUGGCCACCUUCCUUGUCAUCCCCUGGGGGAAAUAUGGACACACCACUAAGCUCCAUAAAGUGCUUCUCAUCCCACGACACAGUUCUGACUCUCCGGGUGACUGUCACCUAAUCCCAUCCUCUUCCUCCUCCCUCCCUCCCUCCCUCCCUUCCUCAGGCCUCUGCAAUCAUCCUCUGGUCCCUGGCUCAGUCACAUCAGCCCUCUGCAUUCUAGAAACACCCGUUCCUCCUCCUCCCCUUCCUCCUCCCCUCCCCUCCCCCUCCUCCAGCUGGAGUUACUUGAAACUUCCUGCUCUCGCUAGGAUGGAGUCUAAUUCUUCCUCUACCCUAGCUGGAUUUCCAGAACAUCCCAGGGUAGCUGUGAAAGAUUUUAGGCUCUCUCUGGGGUGUGGAGGGGGUGGUGUAGAGGAAGAAGCAAUUCCUUCUUUCACCCCGCCCCGCUGGGGAGCUGUGCUCUGUGUGUCCCUGGAUCUUCUGAUUUUUGUAUCUGACUUUGUAAAUAUGUUUUAGGAAGAAAGCAGAAGGUGUUGGUCAGGCCUCAGGGGUCCAGAAGUUUGUCCCUCUCUCAAGCACCCCCACCCCAUACUGCCCUUCACCCCCACUGAGACAGAGUCCCACAAAGGUAGGCAGAGCAGCUGUUCCUGGUGGGGCAGAACGUCCCCAAGUAGCUCCUGGUUAAGUAAGCUUCAGGUUUCCCCAGGAGCGAGGUCACAGGUCAGAUUAUUGUCAGUCCUGCAGCCUCAUCCUUCAAUAAACUGGCUGUCCAGUUCAGUUCCUCCACGCUCCUGCCAGCUCCCGUUCCCUUGCUGUGGGCAGGAGAGUUAGGGCUGUGUUGGAAAGGGUACAACCAAAUUACAGCAGCACCACAUCUUGCCGGGCCCUGGAGCUGCCCUACUAAGAGCCUCUUUAGCCCUUGAGUGCUGGGAGGCAUGGUGUAGGCUGGAGCAGUUUGAGGUUGGAGGGAGUAAAUGUGCCUAGGGAGACCGCUCCGAGGUCCCGGGAAGAGCAGGGAUGGGGCUUAGCCUGAGAGCCCAGACAGGAGGCAAAGUUGGUGAGAGAGUCAUGGGACAUCUUGACUCCCCCCAUCCCCAGUGCUCUACAGGAGUCGUGACCACAUGUGAUGGGUGGGCACAGGUCCGUCCUUACUCCAGCCCCCUCCCCUGGUUUCAGUUGGUACCCACUUGGCCAUUCUUGAGCUUUUAUCUGCUUUCGGCUUCACUACUAAGUGGGUAGGUGGGGUCUUUUGAUAUGGGCACCCCAAAGCCUGAGACCACAACCCUUGGAAAGAACCAGGGGCCCAUCUUUGACACCUGGGUCAUCACGAGCCCUCCCGCCUGCAGUUGUCCCAGGGAAGGACCUGGGGUGUGUGAAAGGAGAUUCAAGACAUCCGUUCCAAGUCAGACAGCAACCCGCUUCUCAGCCCGUGUCCCACUCAAACUGUCCAAUGUGUAAUCACUGAGCUUAGAGUUACCGUUGUGGUCAAGUGCUUGGGUUCCGUCUGUAGAUUUCAGUGCUGACGUUGUAUCUCUCAGUAAUUUUAGAUGUCUUAAAAAAAAAAAACUGAACAAGUGUUAGGCCCGUGUGUGCGUUGGUGGGCACUCAAGCAUCCCAUGGGUGACCCCAUUCUCUCCCUUUCCUCUGUGCCCCGCCUCCUUCUGCCCCGCACUUUCCUCUGCGCCACGCCCCUCCUGCCCCGCCCAUCCCCACCUGCCUCCACCCGGAGCCCCUCACCUUGCUGUGGUCUUUAUCUGCCUAUUACUCAGCCUAAGGAAACAAGUUCACUCUACACACGCAUAAAGGAAAGCAAAUGUUAUUUUUAAGAAAAUGGAAAAUAAAAACUUUAUAAACACCA
Molecule: messenger RNA, 5249 nt
Organism: Grammomys surdaster
Lineage: Eukaryota; Metazoa; Chordata; Mammalia; Rodentia; Muridae
Gene: Spock2
Product: SPARC (osteonectin), cwcv and kazal like domains proteoglycan 2
Exons: 11
Coding region: 261-1532 (423 amino acids)
Molecular function (GO): calcium ion binding; protein binding
Source: RefSeq, a predicted model, not a curated record